AUGCCCGAAGGCUCAGCUGAUCCCACGUCGACAACUACACCUGUGCAUCGCUCAGUAGAACCAACAAAUCCGGAUCUGCUCCAACAUCAAAGUGGCCCUCUUCGUUCCGACAAGCUGCUUUCCAUUCCCCCUCCUGAAGCUAACAAGCCUGCAAAUAAUCCACCUCCGAAAGACGCUCACCCUAUCAACGUGGAGCUUCACUCAAAAUAUCUCAAAACUAAAAGCAAUAUAAAAGGAAAGGACGGAAUCCUAGAAUGGGUUGCGGGGACAAAAGGAGCUGCGGCGUUGAUAGAUGAAAAAGAAGAGCCGGCUAAAUCCAAAGUUUUUGAAAACAGUGCGAAGCGGUCACCAUCAGAAGAGAAACAGCCAAUUUUGCUAGAUAA
Hymenoscyphus albidus is the source of this 383-nucleotide messenger RNA. Lineage: Eukaryota; Fungi; Ascomycota; Leotiomycetes; Helotiales; Helotiaceae. The record is from the annotation of a GenBank genome assembly.